Penicillium daleae is the source of this 261-nucleotide messenger RNA. RefSeq names its product helicase. The record is from RefSeq and is a predicted model, not a curated record. NCBI's taxonomy places the organism in Eukaryota, Fungi, Ascomycota, Eurotiomycetes, Eurotiales, Aspergillaceae. Bases 1 to 261 code for a protein of 86 amino acids. The transcript has 2 exons.
AUGGGGGAUCGAUGCCGGCAGUGGACGGGAAUAGACGCCCGCGCGGGUGACGGAUAUGAUAGUCCGGGAAAUCGGAAGUAUUUCGGUAGUGUCAAAGCGUUCCUGCACAACGUCCGCGAGGAUAGGACCGAGGUCGUUAGCGAUAACAAGGAGAACGAGGACGAUAUAGACGAUAAGCAGUGGGUGCGCUAUAUUACCGAUUUACAAGCCGCGUAUACUACCUAUAUCGCCGAGAUGGCAUACGGACGUAUAAUGACCUAG